UUUUCACCAUGGACAUUGUGCUACAAGGGACAGAGGUCGACAUCGUGGGACAAUGUGAACAAGCCCUGGUGAAAGCAGUUACUAGUAAAUUUGGCUGCACUCCAAUAUUGCACGGAAUCAAUAAUGCCAACAGGUGGGAUACGACCUCUGCUAAAAAGCCCAAAGUCACCCCUGAAGAAAGAUGGGUCAUCACUCUUCCCUCGGGCCUCAAGAUCUCUGUGUGGAAAGAUGACCUCACAACACACAGAGUGGAUGCAGUGGUGAAUGCUGCUAAUGAGGAUCUCCAACAUGCAGGGGGGCUUGCCGCUGUCCUUGUCAAAGCUGGGGGCCCAAUUAUUCAGCAAGAGAGUGACAGGAUCACAAAAUACAAUGGAAAGGUGUGGACAGGGCAAGCUGUGGUCACAUCGGCUGGAAAACUGCCAUGCAAGAAUGUUAUCCAUGCUGUAGGUCCUUAUGUGCGCAGGGGUGCGGACCACAGGGAAAUUGAUGGAGCUUCAAAAUACUUGGAUGAAGCUAUCGACAGCAUCCUGAAGAUAGCAGAGAGCGAAAAUCUGAAGUCAGUUGCCAUUCCAGCCAUUAGCUCUGGCCUUUUUAAUUUCCCCCUGGACCGGUGUGCCACCAUCAUUGUAAAGAGACUGAAGAAGUACAGUGAACACGGAAGAAAUGCCAUCAGGGAAAUCCAUCUGGUAAACAAUGAUGAGCGUUCCGUGUCUGAGAUGACCAGAGCCUGCAAGCAGGUCUUUGUGACCUCUAACUCAAGUUAUAGGCCUACCCAGCCCAACUCAUACUCAGGAGCAGCUGCUGCGAUGCCAGCAAAACCUUCACCUACAUCCCCUGUGAUGAACAAGGUGACUCUGCAUGUCACCAAAGGACACAUUGAAAAGCAACACACUACUGCCAUUGUUAACACUACAAAUCCUAGAUUGGAUUUGUCUGUCGGCGCAGUAAGCAAGGCCAUCUCGAGAGAGGCUGGAAAUAAACUUCAGUCUGAAGCUACCUCCACCCAUGGGUUCAACAACUACGGUGACGUAGUUAAAACGAAGGGAUGGAACCUUCAUGCAAAUUUCGUCUAUCACGUAAUCUGCCAACACAAAUCGCAGUCCAGCAGUGCAACACAGUCCCUACAGAUGCUUAAUAGCGUUGUUUCAAAGUGCUUGUCCAAAGCGGAGAAAGACCAAUGUUCAUCCAUUGCCUUUCCUGCUAUUGGGAGUGGUGAUUUGGGGUUCACUGCGAGUGAGGUGGCUCAUAUCAUGACUACAGCUGUAAGAGCCUUCUCCACUGCAUACAAGGGAGGCCCUAUGGAUGUGUAUUUUGUGAUAUACCCCUCAGAGGAUGCCACAUUUCAGGCUUUCAUGAAAGAAUAUGCAGCUUUGCAACCAUCACCUUCUCACUCAAGUGCUUUCUUUACCCCCCGCAAUGAACCUCCAGCUUAUGAAGAAAAGGGCAACCAAGGACCACGCAUUGAGCUCCGCAGUUCAAGUGAAGCGGUUCGGUGUGCUGCCACAAAAUGGGUCCAUGACAUCCUGGACAUACAGAGAAUGCGAAAAACUACUCACAGCAUCAGAAAUAAUCACAUCCAGCACUUUGGCCAUAAGGAACACAACAACCUGCUGUCCCUUCAGGCGAAAUUCAGUGUAGGGCUGAAGGUGUGCUACACUGCUGACGACCCAGCCAGCAUCAUUGUCAGAGGGUCACCACCAGAUGUCACGGCAACCGUGCUGGAAGUGGAGGCCAUGUGUUGUGAGAUACAGGAGGUCUAUGCGAAGGCCGCGGAGGAAACCAUGCUGUACUCCGUUGUGCGCUGGGUUUGCAAGGAUUUCCCAGAGAUGCAAAGCCCAGAGAUUAAUGCCACCCUGGAGAGGGCUUAUCUUGCUGGAAAAGAUGUGGUGCACAUCAAUUCUGACAUUAGUGUUGACUUCCUAUUUAUGGAGAUGCAGUCCCAGGAAAAGAAAUGCAAAAUGGAAAGAGAAUGCCUUUUCAAGCUCUACAGACCUGCUCAAGGAUUACCUGAAAAGUCCUAUUUUGAACGAAAGCUUGAACAAAAAAUGGACACAGGGAAAAUUAAAGACACUGGACUCCGUGCUGUGUGUGUUGAAAGAGUGGAGAACAAGGCCCUGGAACAGCUGUUUGAGUUGAACAAGAAAGGCAUCACAAAGGACCCAAUGACCCUCUACCAGCGUGUGCCAGCACAGUUCUGCCGGUUCAUCAGCUGGAUAGGCUUUCAGAGGGAGUAUUCCCCCCCUGAUGAGCAAAGGUUUGGACAGGGAAUCUACUUCACAGAGAGUGUCAAAUCAGCUAUGCCUCUGUGGAAGGGAAUGGAGGAAGAGGAGUACGUCUACAUUGUUGAGGCUGAAGUUCUUACCGGCAAGGACACCGUAGGAUCAACAGGUCUCAUCGUUCCUCCAUCCAAGCAACAGCAAGACCCCCUGAUACGUUACGACAGUGUAAAAGGAGGUACAGACAUCCAUGUGAUUUUCAAUGGCCAGCAAGCUGUGCCACGUUUCAUUUACACUCUAAAAAGAAUGUAAGAAUCUUUACAGAAUGUACUGUGAGAGGAAUAAGAGCUUUCUUUUUGGGUUGGUUAAAUCAGUGACCUGCUUGAGAAGUGCAAGGAAAAUGUAUAGUCAGAUGCCAAAUGAAGACUAAUACUCAACAGUGAUUGUUUCUCUGAUGUUAAUUUUGCCAUAUGAUGAAUACUGUGGGUGGAAGAGCA
Molecule: messenger RNA, 2713 nt
Organism: Engraulis encrasicolus (European anchovy)
Lineage: Eukaryota; Metazoa; Chordata; Actinopteri; Clupeiformes; Engraulidae
Gene: parp9
Product: poly(ADP-ribose) polymerase family member 9
Exons: 8
Coding region: 9-2528 (839 amino acids)
Biological process (GO): positive regulation of type II interferon-mediated signaling pathway; negative regulation of gene expression; protein poly-ADP-ribosylation
Cellular component (GO): cytoplasm; nucleus
Molecular function (GO): ubiquitin-like protein ligase binding; transcription corepressor activity; NAD+ poly-ADP-ribosyltransferase activity
Source: RefSeq, a predicted model, not a curated record